AACGUGCCCUUCUCCCUCUAGCAGGCAGCGUGUGUACAACAGCAGAGGUUGCGUAGUAACUGCAGCAGGAAGGCGUCAGCUCUGCCCGCCGCGCUCCCGCAGAGAGCCCAGCGGAGCGAGAUCCUAGCUCAACUUCCAAAAUGGACCUUGACAUCCAGUGUGAGGAGAUGGACCCGUCUCGAUGGGCUGAGCUUCUGUCUACCAUGAAAUCCUGCAAAAGCAUCAGGCUGGAUGACUGCAAUCUCUCCAGCAGUAACUGUAAGGACCUCUCCUCUAUCAUCAACACGAACCCGUCCCUCACCGAGCUGAAGCUGAACAACAACGAGCUGGGAGAUGCAGGCAUUGAGUACCUGUGCAAAGGGCUGCUGACGCCCAGCUGUAGCCUGCAGAAGUUAUGGCUGCAGAACUGCAACCUGACGAGCGCCAGCUGUGAGACUCUCCGCUCUGUCCUCAGUGCACAGCCAUCGCUGACAGAGCUGCACGUGGGUGACAACAAGCUGGGAACUGCUGGAGUGAAGGUGCUGUGCCAGGGGCUGAUGAACCCCAACUGUAAGCUGCAGAAGCUGCAGCUGGAGUAUUGUGAACUCACGGCUGAUAUUGUGGAAGCUCUCAAUGCUGCUCUGCAAACCAAGCCCACCCUGAAGGAGCUCAGCCUGAGCAACAACACGCUGGGAGAUACAGCUGUAAAGCAGCUGUGCCGGGGGCUGGUGGAGGCAAGCUGCAACUUAGAGUUACUACACCUGGAAAACUGCGGAAUAACCAGCGAUAGUUGUCGGGACAUCAGCGCGGUGCUGAGCAACAAGUCGUCGCUGAUAGAUCUGUCUGUGGGGGAUAACAAGAUCGGGGACUCCGGCCUGGCUCUGCUGUGCCAAGGACUGCUGCAUCCAAACUGCAAAAUCCAGAAGCUGUGGUUAUGGGACUGCGAUCUCACAAGCGCUAGCUGUAAAGAUCUCUCCAGAGUCCUCAGUACAAAAGAGACCCUCCUAGAGGUCAGUCUGAUAGACAAUAACCUGAGAGACUCAGGAAUGGAGAUGCUGUGUCAGGCGCUCAAGGAUCCCAAAGCUAACCUCCAGGAGCUAUGGAUUAGAGAAUGCGGGCUCACGACUGCAUGCUGCAAGGCAGUCAGCUCUGUUCUCAGCGUGAACAAACACUUGAAAGUGCUGCACAUUGGCGAGAACAAGCUGGGAGAUGCAGGUGUUGAACUCCUGUGUGAAGGGCUGCUGCACCCCAACUGCAACAUCCACUCCCUGUGGCUGGGCAACUGCGAUCUCACCGCAGCCUGCUGUGCCACGCUUGCCACCCUCAUGGUUGCCAAGCCGUGCCUUACGGAGCUGGACCUGAGCUACAACACUCUGGAGGAUGAAGGCGUGAGGAAGCUCUGCGAAGCCGUGAGGAAUCCCAACUGCAAGCUGCAGCAGUUGAUUUUGUACGACAUUUUCUGGAGUUCUGAGGUGGAUGAUGAACUAAGAGCCCUGGAAGAGUCCAAGCCUGAAGUGAAGAUCAUUUCAUGAGUGGUGACUGCCUACAGAGCAAAGUUAAAGCAGUGUCCUCUUCUUAAUCUGAACUUUUCGUACAUAAAGCUAAUUAAUUUAAUAUAGAAUGUGCUUUUACCAAAAAACACUUGUGGGUUCCCUGAGUGGGGUGUCCAGGUAGCUGGUAAGCCUUCCGUGCAGCGCUGAGGCUCAUGAAAGCGUUGUACAUUUUCACUGCAGCAUCGUUAUCCUUGAAGUAAACAAUUACUGGGCAUCUGCUAGAAGUGGGUCUGUACCCUUUAGGAGCUCUUUAAUCCUGUAAUCCCUCCUAACGCAUUAGUCGGGCUCUAAAAGAGAGCUCCUUCCCAAAGGCAAGGGAAGAACUACCUACUGUAUUGCUACUGGGUGGUGCCUUUGCCAGGUCUCUGGAGAAAGCUCUCCAAAACAACGACAACAACAAAAAAACCAAGCCACAUAACAAAUGUGGUUCUUAAUCUAAAAGUCAGCUCUCCACUGCCUUUCUGUAGAGGAGUUGUUGGAAAAGCAGUGAUGACCAGGCUACUAGAGGAAAAAGAAACGAGUGGCUGUUCAGCUGCUUAACUUCAAGAAUUAGCAUCCCUUGAAAAGUGAUUUUUUCCCACAAAUAAAAGAUGCUGUACUUUUCUGCUGGUAUGGGAAAAGAUUAAAUGGUUUGAUACGUUUGCUCUGGCAAGAGUGGUUUUACAGGCAUUUUAUUAAAAUCUGUUUGCAAAUAAUUAAAUGCUUUGUUUUUCUACUUAUAAAAAGAAAAAUAAGAUACAACCCAUA
Cygnus atratus (black swan) is the source of this 2279-nucleotide messenger RNA. Its product is annotated as ribonuclease inhibitor-like. NCBI's taxonomy places the organism in Eukaryota, Metazoa, Chordata, Aves, Anseriformes, Anatidae. The transcript is spliced from 10 exons. The record is from RefSeq and is a predicted model, not a curated record. Gene Ontology annotation, biological process: regulation of inflammatory response. Gene Ontology annotation, cellular component: cytoplasm. Gene Ontology annotation, molecular function: protein binding. The coding region runs from base 141 to 1511 and encodes 456 amino acids.